This is a messenger RNA of Brenthis ino (lesser marbled fritillary), 975 nucleotides long. NCBI's taxonomy places the organism in Eukaryota, Metazoa, Arthropoda, Insecta, Lepidoptera, Nymphalidae. The record is from the annotation of a GenBank genome assembly.
AUGGCUACCCUUACAAUAUUGACUACGUUAACCAUCCUACUGAGCAGCAGCUACGCGUGGGUUGGCGAUGAUAUAGAUAUUCCUUUACUUGCUCAGGUAGUGAAUAAGUUCAAAGGUCAAAAUCAUCAUCAUCAUCAUCAUCAACAUCAUCAUCAAUCAUCCAGUUUUUCACCAAGCUCUUUCCCACAAGGCUCAUUACCAUCAGCUAAGUUCUCCGGUGAUGGAUUUAUUGGAGGUGGAAUAUCUGAAAAUGGAUUUAGUGGAGGCUUAGUUGCACCUCCCAUUACUGCUGGAGCUGCACUGCCUGGAGCAGGAGUUGGUAUUUCAGGACCAGGUGUAUCUCUAUCUGGCCCAAGCAUUGGUUUAUCAGGAUCUGGAAAUAUUUUGUCAGGACCAGGAAACGAUUUUCAAGGAUCAGGUGCUGCAUUCUCUGGACCAGGCUUAGGAGGAGUCGGAUUUAUUGGAGGCAAUGGACUACCUCCAGGACCCAAGGCCCCAGUAAUCACUGAAAUCCAUGGCCUCGCUAACAACAACGGCGCGCCUACACAAUACAGAGUGCGUGAUGAAACUUAUCAAGUCGUUCGUGAAGUUACACAUAGAGUACCCCAACCUGUCCCCGUACCAGUACCUCAAACCGUCCAAGUCCCUGUACCUCAGCCAUACCCCGUCCAAGUUCCAGUGGUCAGAAACGUUCCCGUUCCUGUCGUUAAGAUUCAACAUGUAAAUGUUGACAAACCCGUACCUUAUCCUGUAGAGAAAAUUGUAAAAGUACCUGUCGAAAGAGUUGUACAAGUAGCCGUAGACAACCCAGUGCCAGUUGAGAGAAUUGUUGAAGUCCCAAUUGUGAAAUUAGUCAAGGUUCCAGUUCACGUUGUGAAGUCUUACCCAGUACCAGUGAUUAAGACGGUUCAUCACAAGGCUCACAGUCAUUCUAGCCACGGUCACGGGUGGUCAAACGGGUGGUCAAAGGGGUGG